Molecule: messenger RNA, 1900 nt
Organism: Papilio xuthus (Asian swallowtail)
Lineage: Eukaryota; Metazoa; Arthropoda; Insecta; Lepidoptera; Papilionidae
Product: zinc transporter ZIP1
Exons: 6
Coding region: 811-1815 (334 amino acids)
Biological process (GO): zinc ion transmembrane transport
Cellular component (GO): plasma membrane
Molecular function (GO): zinc ion transmembrane transporter activity
Source: RefSeq, a predicted model, not a curated record
CAUUGUUUUAUGGGUAUGUUCAGUAUUAAAAACGGCAUAAUCCAGCAUUAUUUAAUAUAUUUCAAUAUUCAAAUAUAAAAUUAAGAUUAUCACCUGAAAAGCACAGAAGUAUAUUUAUAUGUGUGGAAGACAAAAUUUAAUGAAUUAAUGGAGCCGCUGGCGAGUAUUGUCAAAUGACCAAAAAUCACACUACUAAAAAUAAUGCAAUCUACAGGCGAAACUGGAUAAGCAAGAGUCAAAGGAACCUCGAUAUUUUGCUCGUUUUUAUUUCCCGAGUUUCUUGAUUGUAGACGUUGUCCUUCGGGACCGGACAGUAAUUCCCACUUUCUUGAAGGUUUCUCGCUAAUCCAGAAUAUAUUUGUAGUUUAAAUAUAAUAUAGUUGCAUUAUCCACGAGCAACAUCUACUGAUAAUGCGCGACAGGACUGGUGUUGUUGCUUAACAAACAAAAACAUACUAUACGCAGAAGUUUUGCAUUUACUGACAAACAUUUCAAAUACAAUCUAGUUACGUACGUAGCGCGAGAGCGCACGGGUGCUGUCGUGUCAGCGCGUGCAGUUCCUCUGUCUCGGGAGCGGCAAUAGCUAAUUGACGCGUCGCUGGUUGGCAAACAGCCGCUGUCAUUUUUAUCAUUAAUAAUGAAGUCGUUAUCAAGAGUGUGUCGGGCUACUGCUGAGACCACAGGGAUCGCAUCGGCUCAGUCGUGUGGUAGACAUUGACACACGAACGUCUACAAGCACGGGAGCGUACGCGCAAUAAGCAAGACUGUUCUCUAGCUACGAUACUCGACGCAGACGAUCCUUUACCAAACAUGGAUGUCGAAGCUAUGGUUAACGAAGAGGGCGGAGUCCUGAGAGCGAAGAUCGUCACUAUGGUUACCCUUUUUGGUGUUUCCAUGCUCGUGGGAUGCGUCCCGAUGCUGAUUUCGAUGAAAUUCAAUUGGUUCACGAAGUCGACUGGGCCCAAUAUGAGAUCUUCGAAUCGACUGGUGAUCGGAUUAUUGUCCUUUGGUGGUGGCGUUUUGUUCGCAACGACUUUCAUGCAUUUAUUGCCCGAAGUUGACGAAAACAUUAAAUUAUUACAAGAAAGCGGCGAACUCCGAGAGCUACCAAUAUAUUUAGCCGCUCUGAUCAUGUGUAGCGGUUUCUUCAUGAUGUACUUAGUGGAGGAGCUGGUGCACGUUUACAUUAACAGUCGAGAAAACAAGACGGCAAACACGAGUUUCACAAGAGUACUGAGCAUAAGAAGAAGUAGCGAAGAAGCUAGUAACAUAGAAGAGAAGAUUGCAGCUAACAAAGAGGUAGAAGCAGCAAGACACCAUGGUCAUAGUCACAUAACUAUGGAUCCAGCGGAUGAUACGAUUGUUGCAGCUUUACGGGGUCUGCUCAUUGUAUUAGCGCUGUCAAUUCACGAGCUUUUCGAAGGCCUAGCAGUAGGAUUGGAGUCUUCAUCGAGGAAUGUGUGGUACAUGUUCGGUGCGGUGUCUGCGCAUAAAUAUAUCAUCGCAUUUUGCAUCGGCGUGGAAUUAUUGGCCGCGGGGACUAAACGGUGGCUAUCCGUUGUUUACAUUUUCACAUUUUCGUUCGUAUCAGCACUGGGUAUAGGUGUGGGUAUUCUACUGGUGGGUGGGGCUGGCGCUGCUGCAGCCGGACUUUACUCAGUUAUUUUACAGGGUCUGGCAUGUGGUACGCUAAUGUACGUGGUGUUCUUCGAGGUGUGGCGUCAGGACAGAACAGGACUAUCACAGUUCCUGUGCUCUAUUGGUGGCUUUACUCUCAUGGUCUGCUUGGAACUGAUCGUUGAGUUAGCGGCGUAAAGAAGAUACAUCGAGACAUAAUAAUAUUGAGAUUGUGAUGGACAUUACAUUUAUUUAAGUUAACUUAUAAGAUUCAAAUUGUUAA